Molecule: messenger RNA, 3951 nt
Organism: Panonychus citri (citrus red mite)
Lineage: Eukaryota; Metazoa; Arthropoda; Arachnida; Trombidiformes; Tetranychidae
Exons: 4
Coding region: 1-3951 (1316 amino acids)
Molecular function (GO): nucleic acid binding
Source: RefSeq, a predicted model, not a curated record
AUGGAUAGCCAGCGUUACCCUGAAGGUUUAAGUAAAAACCAAAAGGCCAAAUUUAGAGCCAAGGAAAGAGCUCAGAAAAUGAAGGAAAUGCCGCAAAAUGACAUCCAUAAGCAAAUAUGGCUCUGUCAAAAAGGACGAAAAAAUUUUGCUGCCGCCGAUAAAAUCGAGCAGAAACUUAUUGGUAUGUACCAACGAGUAUUGGUUACUCCUGAAGGUGAAAAAAAAACCGAAAUGGAAAAAAAUAUCGCCGCUGCUGAGAAAAAGUUGGGCGAGAAAACCAAAAAAUAUAAAAAUUUAUUUGCUGAUAGUUCUGAUGAUGAAACGGUUCAUAUGGAAUCAGUUAAUAAUUCCUCUACCUCAUCUGCCACUGAACUUUCAUUCUCAUCAACUGAAUCAUCUGAAAAUGAGAAUAAUACCUUAUCAACAACACAAACAUACAAAUGUCCACGUUGUUCGAAAAAACCGUACAAACGCUACGGAAUGUAUAAACUACACCUAAAGACUUGUGGUGUACCACCACCGGUAAUAAACGUUCAUUUUCCUGGUGACAUCAACCGAUUCCACCUUCUAUCUACAGCGAUGGGAAAGAGAUUCGUUGUGUAUCGAGCUGACAAUUUAGAAGUAGCCGAUGUAAGUGGCGUUUACCAAGACUUUGGUCUAAAUAUACAACAAAUUUUGAAAUUCGGUAUCGAUAAACUAAAACUGAUAAAGGCUGGAAUCAGUAUCCAAGUUGAAAUGGUAAAAGAAUCGCUCGAUGGUUCCCAGUUUGUGAAGCCAACUUUCACCUCAACCUUGCUUAAGUUUUAUCCAGCUAGUGAUAUUAUGGCAAAAAUUGGCAAGGCUUUAUCAGAAAUUGAUUCAUUUAUUGAUCAAUAUACUCAAAAAGGUUCAGGAUGGUCAGUAGCCAGGUUCAUCCAUUGUGAUGUAAUUUUUGGUCUCUACAAGCCACAUAAAGGAGGGUGUAGAUCGAUACAACUCCCUAAUGACUUGAAAAACAAAAAGUGUUUAAUAUCACCUGAUACUAUCAGUGACUGUUUCAUGUAUUCAGUUCUUGCAGGACUACAUACCCCCCAAUACAACCCACAGAGAGUUACACUUUAUCGAAGAUACUUGGAUCUCUAUGACUUCUCUGAUGUGCGUGGUAAUGUAUCGGUGCAUCAAAUCAAAAAGUUCACCAGAAAAAAUGCCAUCUCAGUUAACGUUUAUAGUUAUGACGUUGACUCAAAAACUAUUUGGCCAAUUAAAGUAAUGGACAAAGAAAAUACAAAGCACGUUAAUCUGCUAUUAUAUAAUGACCAUUACUUCACAAUCACUAAUUUCAAUCGACUUGCCAGUACAUCUGGAACACGUAACAACUAUUUCUGUUACCGUUGCAUCUGCUCAUUCAAUAACCAAGAAAGAUUAGAUGCACAUAGAAAUGAUUGUCUAAAUCAUACACCUCAAAAACUGGUAUUACCACAACCCGGGAGCCGAAAAUCAGUAAUCACAAGGAAUGAUUAUCGAAAGGAAAGUCGUUUUCCAUAUAUUAUUUAUGGCGACUUUGAGACAUUAUCAACUAAUAGAACUGACUCUGAGAAAAUCCUAGCCGAUUUAGUUCCAGUUAGUUAUGCUUUAAUUGCAGUCGAUUGGAAUCGAAAUAUCGUCAGUAAAAAACUUUACUUUGGUGAAAAUGUUAGGCAACAAUUUUUCAAGUCAUUGGCAGAUAUUAAAAAAACCAUAGAUGAGCAUAAACAAGAAAACUUCAAACCAUUAAGUAUGUCUCCACUUGAUGAACAGGAAUUUGAAGCUAUUCAGAAUUGCCAUAUCUGUGGUAAAUGUUUGGGUCAUGAUAGGGUUCGUGAUCAUGAUCAUCUCACUGGUCAGUUCAGAGGUCCUGCACACCAAGCAUGCAAUGUAGCGUAUCAAGUGCCAUCUAAAAUUCCAGUCAUUUUUCAUAAUUUGAAAAACUUUGACGGGCACAUCAUUAUCGGCGCUUUACGUUCUGGAAUGUUCAAAAACCCACCAAGGCUGAUUCCCCAUACAAUGGAGAAGUACAUCGCAUUCAUGCUUGAUGACUUUAUCUUUCUGGAUAGCUACAGUUUUCUACCUGCAUCACUUGAUAACCUGGCUCAAUCUGUACCCGAUGAUAUCAAAAAACAUUUCAUGACAAGAGUUUUCCCAGAAAACACACCAUUUGAAUUAUUAAUGAAGAAAGCUUGUCUCCCAUAUGAGUAUUUUAACUCAAUUUCUGAUUUUGAUCUAGAUCAUUUACCAUCUAAAGAAGCUUUUUACUCUACGCUGACAGAUUCACAUGUAACUGAUGAAAUGUAUGAUCAUGUGACUAACAUUUGGAACCGAUUUAACUGUCAAACAUUGAAGGAUUUUCACAACAUUUACCUUAAAGUUGAUACAUCCUUAUUAGCUGCAAUAUUUGAAAACUUUCGAAGGACAAGUUUCAGAAAUUUUGGUAUUGACCCGUGUCAUUACUUCUCCGCUCCUGGAUUUGCGUGGGCUGCAGCAAUCAAGAAAACCAAAAUCAAACUUGAACUAAUUACAGACAAUGACAUGCUGUUAAUGGUAGAAAAAGGUAUCAGAGGUGGUCUCACUCAGGUAUCCAAAAGACAUGUAAUAGCCAACAAUACAUCAUGUCCGAAUUAUGAUUCAACAAAAGAACCUACAAGUUUGGCUUACUUUGACGUUAAUAAUUUAUAUGGGUAUUCAAUGUGUCAAGAAUUACCAGUUGGCGAGUUCUCAUGGGUUCCUGCUGGUCAAUUUAUAAAUGUCAUUUAUAAAAUACUCGAUAUAGAUGACUCUGAUCUAUCGAGUGGGUUCAUUCUUGAAGUAGAUCUUGAAUAUCCAGAUAAUCUUCAUGAUAAACAUAAUGAUUACCCUCUAGCUCCUUAUAAACAAUCAAUAAGUGAUGAACUCCUGAGCCCGUACCAAAAAGCUAUUGCCGAGCGACUUGCUGCUAUUGGAAACAAAAGUACUAAAGUCCCAAAAUUGGUUACAACAUUUUUGAAGCGAGAAAAAUAUGUUGUUCAUGGCAAAACUCUUUACUUUUACCUGAAAGAAGGUAUGAAAUUAAAGAAAAUUCAUCGCAUUAUAAGAUUCAAACAAGCACCUUGGCUUAAGCCAUAUGUUGAAUUCUGUACCGAACAGAGGAAACAGUCAUCAACCAAUUUUGAAAAAGAUUUUUGGAAGUUGAUGGUCAACAGUAUCUAUGGAAAGACCAUAGAAGAUAAACGAAAACAUACUCAUGUUGAGCUCGUUUUGGAUAAUGCAUCCGCUGAGAAGCGAUUACGUGAUAACACCUGCGAAAACUUUUUGAUACUUGAUGAAGACCGUAUUCUUUUCAAGAUGAAAAGAAAACAGAUAAUUAUGGAUAAACCUAUUGCGAUUGGCUUCACAGUAUUAGAGUUAUCCAAAAUGAAGAUGUACGAUCUUCACUACAACCAUUUUAAAGCAACUUAUGGGAAUAACAUUAACCUUGUAUAUACUGACACCGAUAGUUUCAUCUAUGAGGUUAAAAACGCUGCAAAUGAUCACAUUAUCGCUCGAAUGCAUAGUAUUCUCGACACCAGCAAUUACCCAAGAGAACAUCGAUAUUUUCAAACGUCCGUGAAAAGAAAAUUGGCUUUUAAAGAUGAACUUUCUGGUGGUAUAAUGUUUGAAUUCAUUGGUCUCAAGUCAAAACUAUACGCUUAUAAAUCGGACGAAGGCGAGAAGAAACGAGCUAAAGGGGUCAAUCGAGCGGCAAUGAAACGCAUCACAUUUGAUGAUUAUAAAAAAGCCAUUGAUGCAAGUACCAAUGUUAGACUUACUAUGCAUAGACUCCAAGCAGUUCGACAUGAAAUUCAACUUUUGAAAUAUCAAAAAUUAUGUAUUACCCCCUUUGAUAACAAAAGAUAUAUCCGAGAAGAUGGAAUAUCUACUUUAGCUUACGGUCACUACUCAUUGAGAGCUGAUCAAUAA